This is a messenger RNA of Gadus morhua (Atlantic cod), 5596 nucleotides long. RefSeq names its product family with sequence similarity 181 member B (gene fam181b). The transcript has a single exon. Bases 3649 to 4881 code for a protein of 410 amino acids. Lineage: Eukaryota; Metazoa; Chordata; Actinopteri; Gadiformes; Gadidae. The record is from RefSeq and is a predicted model, not a curated record.
CGCCAACCCCACCUCCUCCUCCUCCCCCUCCACCAACCCCUCCACCACCUCCUCCUCCUCCUCCUCCUCCACUGCCCCUUCGCAGGAGCGCCAAUCGCUCCGUUUAUUUCCUUGUUUAUGCGGCCGUAAUUCCUCGCCAUGACUUCACUUGGGAGGAUCCCCCACGCCGGCAGAGUUAUGUGGAUUGAUUCCACUCCCCCCCCGAGAGACACAAAGUCCGGACUUCUCACCCCCACCCCUCCUCCGAACCCACAUUGUCAGUCACAUGGUUGAGUGAGUUCUGCCCCCCCCCCCAUCCCCCGGUCCCCACAACGCCGACACACACUAAACAUGGGGGAGGAGGUACGUGGGGACACUAAAAGUCCCUCCUGUUUUAAACCCUUCUCAGGACUGGGAGGUCAUUAAUUUCGGCGAGCCUUUUCGGAGACGCUGACACGGCCAUCAAUCAAAUGUGUUGUUACCACCCGGGUGACCCUGAUCACCGCACCGCUACGCACAAACGGACCACACACACAUGCGUGCCUACGCACACACACACACACACACACACACACACCUCGUACGUAGGAAGAGGCUAAAGCCUGUGUUGCCAGCCUAGAGGGUCCUGAGUGGCCUUAGGGGGGGGGCUUGGGGCUGAAUAAGGGAAUCCUCAGUCCAGAAGGCGUGGCAGACAUGUUUAACAAUGUCGAACAAUAUCGGAACAAUAUCGAACGGUGUCGUUGACGACGGGCGGGCUGGGGGGCUCGCACUAAUACUAAUACGAAUACGAAUUUGAAUUCCCAUGUUUCUGAAUUUCUGAAUCCUAAGCUUUCAAUGCGGUCUAAUAAAAGAGGUGACAUCUUAUCAUUUGUAGCCUAACUUUGCAAGGUGGUUUCCUUUUGUGAGUUGUAAGGAAGUCAUUUUUGAUGGAAUACUUGGAAUAAUAAAACAGAUCCGUUCAUGGCUCAUGGCUCAUGGCUCAUGUCUAAACACCGCUCCUAACCGUUCACAGGCUUCUCCUCCGCUCUCAUUAUGUGGGUUUUUCCGGCGUCUCUGUCGGCCUCGGAGGAACAAAAGCGUCUUGUUUCCGGGAUCGGAGUGCCGGCGUCGGCGAUGUGAAUGACCAUCGAGAGCACAAGCCAAAGCCCCCGUGACGGGGGGGACGGGGACGUGGUGGGGGUGUCUGGUUGCCAUGUCUGUGAUGAUGUCACUUUGCCAAAACUGAAGCGAAACCAAAGAGUGGAUUUAAUGAGUUGAGCGAUGGCCGCCGUUAAUCUCUCCACAAACCCGCCGUCGUCCCGCAACAUUUCUGCUUCAGUUUUUUUCAGCUUCGGUUUUUUUCUACAUCUGUGUCUUUUGUGUGCUGUCGGCCCAAUGGUGUGUUCUCAAAAGAUAUUUGUUCUUGAUAUUUUUUCUGAAUAUGUUGUUGCUUUGUAAAAAGGACGAAGUAGGUUUUUUCACCCCCUAAGUUCCCAUAAAUGUGUGCGUCAUACCUUUUGUGUAGCACAAGGUGAGUGGCUAUCUGAAUAGAAAUUAAGAAACACUGAAAUGUAGCUUGUUUUGUAGCCGUUUGUUGUGGCUGUGUUUUGUAGCUUUCUGGGCGCCUGGAUUUGGGCGCUGGUUUGGGGGGGUGGGGGGUUAGGUGGGGUGGGUUUGUGUUAAGCUAGCGCUAAUUAGAUCAAUGCUAUCUGUUGCACUAUCCCGUUGCCUUCUGGAAUUAGCAUAAGAAAACACUUUUAUGGUCACCCCCCCUCCCAACUCCCUCCCUCCCUCACACAAAACUGACCCACUCGUUAAGUCUCUCUCUCUCUCUCUCUCUCUCUCUCUCUCUCUCUCUCUCUCUCUCUCUCUCUCUCUCUCUCUCUCUCUCUCUCUCUCUCUCUCUCUCUCUCUCUCUCUCUCUCUCUCUCUCUCUCUCUCUCUCUCUCUCUCUCUCUCUCUCUCUCUCAAGAUGGACAAUAAACAGUUGAAAAACCCCACCACUCUUUAAUAAAAGCAGCAAAAGUUUACUUUACGCCAAACUAAGAAAAGGAAUGGAAAAUAAAAUCAUUAUCAGUGAUGGUAAACUGAAAAGCCAAACCCCAAUUAGUUGUGACUAAACAGACACACGCACAUCUGGGAUAAUAUCAAAUGCACACCAACAUGCGUGUUUGUGUUCAUAUAGGAAAAAGGAAUUACAACAAGUGGUUAUGUGUUUUAGAUCCAACAACGGAUAUGAAGACAUUGGUCCGUGAACCAGGACAAGAUAUAGCCACAACCCGCCUAGAUGACCCAAAACCCAAACAUCAUGUUUAGAACAAUCUGUCAACAGUCUAACAAUGGCCUGAUUCGCCUUAAGGUCAACAUAUCUUUAACCAUGUUGGGGCAUUGUCUCCAAACUUCCUCCGCCUUUUAAUUGAACCGCUCGGGGCCCGGGACUUUCUGGUUAAAUGGACUGUUCAUUAUUGCGAGGUAUUUUACUGCGAGCUGUGAGGUGAACUUUAAUGAAUCCCUGGCACAAAGCGCCCCUUUCACCACCCCGCAAGAAUGGAGAGCCAUUUAGAGGCUGCAGGGCUUUAUGUCAAAGGCAGACCAUAAUAGUCAUCAGGCCAGGGCAGAAGUUCCCACUAGCCCUGGGAAUGCACCAGAAAUAAACUUGGUGGACUGGCUUGAAGAUUAGAACGAGACAGGGAUUGGGUUCUGCUUCGUAACGUCGGCGGGGCAUCUGUUGGGGGCUGAGAGAUUUUCACACAGAAGAAGAAGCGCUUGUUGUUACUGUACAACCCCGGCCCGCUCGCCCCGCGGGCCGGGGUUUAGCUGUGUUAAUGGAAUAUUAAUGAGUUGAGACCAGAGCACUGGUUGACGGGCCGAGCGAGUUGUUUCUGGAUGGGAAGGUUUAAUGGUUGACCGUUUUCAGGGCUUUCUGAGCAGAGGCGAAUCAAUAGAGAAAAUAAGCUUUUUUUUUUAAGUGUUGUGAGUUUAUUCCAAUUCAUCAAACGGAGUCUCGGCAUGUUUACUCCGUUUUGUAGCUCCUUUUUUCUCCACUUUACGUUUUUUAUCAAACCGCUUUUCAAAUAAUGUUGAAAAUAACACGGAUGUUCAGGAAGAGCUGGUUUUGAAGGGUUUUAACGUUGGGGUUUAUCCAGCCAGGGUUUUACAAUAAUAUCCCCUAAAGCUCGAUGCUUUGGUUCAGAGGACACGUGAACCCCUAGCAUCACAUCUCUACGCUCCCUUGCCGCGGCCAUUGUCUUUCACCCAGCAGGGAACAUCACAGAAAUCCCUUCUUGGUUUGCAGGUGGUCGGAUGGCAGCAAAGAGUUAAAUCCCUUUGGGCCGUGUGCCCCCCGAAACCCCCACCCCUCCACCCCUCCUCCCUUCUUUUGGAUGUUGUGAUGUCACAAGUCCCUCCCCUCGGCUCAGCCCUCCUCCUGUUGCUUGCCUCUGUGUGCAACAGUUCCUCUCCGGACUGUUUACGGAGGGACUUCCAUGACGGCGACCGGAGCUGCCGUUGUGUGAGAGUGUGGCCGUGUGUUUUUUUUAGUUUACCAGGGACAAGAGUUGGUCUAAGGAAGCUGCUUCAAGGGUGGACGAUGCAAUGAAGGGUGAGGUCUGAGUCCGUCUCGUUGGUGUUUUUGAUCCGACGGGAAGGGGGGGUGGAAUCUGGGCAGAUGCCUGUGAGCUCCGCAGCGUGAUGGCUGUCAUGAACCCCCAGUUCAUGAGUUUCUGCUUCCCGGGUGGAGGCGCGACGGUGGAGUACAGCCCGGAUCCAGGGGGUCUGGACGGCGUUCUCCAUGCUGAGCAGCAGCAGCAGCAGCAGAACCACCACCACCACCAACACCACCACCACCACCACCAGGACCUCCACCAGCACCACGACCGCCACCACCAUGACCACCACCAGCACCAGCAGCAGCAGCACCAACCCCACCAGGAGGAGGACGAGGAGGGCGGCGGGUACCGCGAGACCACCCGGGACCUGCUGAGCUUCAUCGACUCGGCCUCCAGCAACAUCAAGCUGGCUCUGGACAAGCCCGUCAAGUCCAAGCGGAAGGUCAACCACCGGAAGUACCUCCAGAAGCAGAUCAAGAGGUGCACCGGCGUCCUCAGCCCCACCGCCAACGCAGACCCGCAGCCGGGGAAGACCCCGCUGAUGACCUGCUCCCCGCCGACGCCCCCUCUGGCCCCCGCAGGGGGGCUCCAGGGCAGCCCGCCGCCGCCGCCCUGCCCCGUGCAGGGGAAGGCCCUGCCCAAGCGGGGGGGGGUGGACAAUGGCGGCGGCGGCGGCGUCCAGGCCAGCCUGCAGAGCAAGAGCCUGGCGGCGCUCUUCAACCCGGGCCAGGACGCCCGCGGCGAGGGCAAGGCCAACCGGAAGCCCCCGCUGCGCCACCGCAACCUGCCCCCGUCCUUCUUCACCGAGCCGGCCGGCCGGCACGGCGGCGGCGGCGGCGCCGGGGGGCCGGCGUGCUCCACGUCGGGCGUGACCCUCGGGGAGCUGGAGCGCGGGGACCCCGACGCGGCCGAGUUCUUUGAGCUGCUGGGGCCGGACUACAGCAACAUGGCGGCGGCGGCGGAGGCGGAGCACGGGGAGCUGUUCCAGAACCUGCCGCCGGCGGAGAUGGCACUGAGCUCGGAGGCCGGGGCGCCGUUCGACGCGCACCACGGGCUGGGGGGGCUGCUGUACCCGGAGCCAUGGGGCGGAUGUACGGCGGCGGAGUUCAGGAAGGGAGGAGGAGGACAUGGAGGGGGUGGGGGGGGGCAGCUUCCGUUGUACAGUCUGGGGGACGGCGUGUGCGGGGACGUGGAGGAGGGCUCCCUGUGCGGCUUGGCGUUCCCCAACUUCUUCUCAGACUCUGCCGGCGCGACCCUGUCCUACGACCUGGGCGGGGGAGGGGGCUACGGAAGAGCCCACUUCUCCUCCCUAUGAGACCUGGAGAGAGUGUGUGUGUGUGUGUGUGUGUGUGUGUGUGUGUGUGUGUGUGUGUGUGUGUGUGUGUGUGUGUGUGUGUGUGUGUGUGUGUGUGUGUGUGUGUGUGUGUGUGUGUGUGUGUGUGUGCGUGCGUGCGUGCGUGCGUGCGUGCGUUGGUUUCACAUCUCUAUUAACGUAUGGAGUUUUUUGUGUGUGAUGUUUUCCUAUCUAUAUAUGGACAUCUCUUUAAACGUGUGUGUGUGUGCAUGAGUGUGUAUUGGUUGUGUGGUAUGUUGGUUUCACAUCUCUAUUGACAUCUCUAUAAACAUGGAUUUGAGUGUGGGUGCGUGCUCGUGUGUGUAUGUACUGUUGUUGAGUAUGUGUGUGCGUGUGCUGUGCGUUUGUUUCUGUGUCGAUGAACUUUGACCUUGUGGCGUAGCAUGUGACACGUUGACCUGUCUCAGAAAGUGAGCCACAAGUUUUUAAUCUGGUGUAAAUUAAUGAAUUUUAUAUCAUCCUUUUCUUUCAACACUGUUAUGUAUUUUGGUAUUUUGCUAAAAAAGAAGUUUCGUACACUUCAAGAGCCUAGAGAUAUCGUUAGAACUUUUGUUUUAAACGGGUUAAAAUGUUAUUCCAUGAAUAUUAUAUCUUUCAAAACAUAAAAUACAGGGAUUUCUAAUAACUGUGUGUGUGUGGAUGUGUGUGUGUGUCCGUGUUUAAUGCGUGUGUGUGU